This is a messenger RNA of Sungouiella intermedia, 1332 nucleotides long. The record is from the annotation of a GenBank genome assembly. Lineage: Eukaryota; Fungi; Ascomycota; Pichiomycetes; Serinales; Metschnikowiaceae.
AUGUUCUCAAAGCGGAGAUACAAUCGUAAAAAAGGAACUCGGCGACAUGUUCGACGGCCGUCCAAAAAGAACAGAAUUCUACGACCUCCAACGGUGAUCAAUACAGUGGAGAAGCCCACUUUUGACGCCAGCGGCUGCCUGGUCUAUCUGUGGCAAUACAUUGCUCCUAAAAUAGCUGCUAGCUCCUCUGUUGGUCUCAAUAAUGUGACUUCUCUCCGUCAAUUGUGUGCUUAUCAAGUAGCUCUAAAUGCGGAAGCAUUAUCUUCAGAAUAUCUACAACUGGCACCGUGGUCUUGCUGGGAACACGUGUGGAAAAACAUUUUGGCUAUGGGAAAGGAUUCUCCGGAUAUUUUUCGAAUGUUUGCAAAGGAAUUCGGCAAACAACCAUCGUUCUGGUGUCAUGAAAUGACAUUAGGACUUAACCACUUGGAUGCCGAUCCUCGGGCGCAGGCGCUCGAAUGGGCAUUAAUUCCUGGUUCAAAAAAGCAUCGAAUGGAAAACGUUUUCAGUAAUGUGUCAGUGUCGGAUGUGGUGGCGUUUGUGGCCAAGUUGGACUGUUCGGUGGUGGUCGAGUGUUCUAACGUGGACAACUUCACGGCUCCGCAGUUAAUCUCACUAGCGUGUCUUCCAAAUCUUGUUGCGCUAGACUUGUCUGGUAACAACUUGGUGGAUGACCAGUUUCUCUAUACUUUGAGGCUGUGCCUUACGAGCAAGGAUUUGAAGUUGAAGAUUCUUCGGAUAAGUUCGUGUGAGAAUGUUACCAAACGUGGGGUUGCCAGUUUGCUUGCUGCCGACAUUUUGUCGCCGCUUUGUUAUGUCGAAUCAGACAUUAACAUGAUCACCACGUCAACUUUUGUGCAGAAGUUUCUGGAUACUCCAGCAAUUGCUGACCAUGAUCCUGUUCCAAAUACAAAAUGGAAACUUUUGAACGAAGCUGUUCAAACAACACUGCAAGUGGCCCACUACUCGCUUCCUUACAAAUUGCAGUAUUUACUGAGAAAUAGUGACUUGGUGGAUAUUCCGUCCAUGAUCUGGGAUAUUAAGUUUUUCUCGGAAACUAUUGACAUCCUAAAUUCAAAAAGUGCAGCUGAAAGCUACCAAGAAUCAUGGGCAAAACGUUUGAGGUCGGCCAAAAUGAGAUCAGCAUAUGUCCCAUAUUGCUACUUGAAAGAUCCCGACCAAGUCAUUGUGCCUGAAGUGAAAUCGAAACCACCAGUGGAACGGAUUUUGCCAUUUUCGAGACAGGGUACGAAAGAUACGAGGGCAUCAAAACCAACCAUCAGAAAACCCAAAGCGAUCAAGAUAGACGCAAAAAGUUUCUUUGGGAUGUAG